Molecule: messenger RNA, 1658 nt
Organism: Solanum stenotomum
Lineage: Eukaryota; Viridiplantae; Streptophyta; Magnoliopsida; Solanales; Solanaceae
Exons: 5
Coding region: 99-1283 (394 amino acids)
Source: RefSeq, a predicted model, not a curated record
CGCCAGUCAUUCCUCCUUUCCACCAUUAAAGCUGAACUUUGAAGCUCUGGAGUUUCAUUUUCAAAGCUCUUUUUUUGUGAGUUUCUGUUGUUUUUGAGAUGGGGGAAGAGUCGAAGGAGUGUGAGUUUUGGCUGCCGCCGGAGUUUCUGACCGGCGAUGAUGAAUUUAUGGGGUUUAAGGGGAACAGUAAAGGAGAGGGAAAUGAAAGAAAGAGGUACUUUGGGUGUGAUUUUCAGAAUGAGUUUUCAUAUGGGUUUAACAUGUUUGGUCCUCAAUCGGAUCUGAGUUCGCCGGUGGAGUCCGUUGUUGGUUCGACUGAGACGGAGAGUGAUGAAGAAGACUAUAUCACUGAGUUAACUCGUCAAAUGGCUCAGUCCACUCUGGAAAACCGCAAGGUUUAUAAAUUGUCGAGUUCUCCUCAGUCAACUUUAUGUGGUGUGCUUGGGUCUAAACAGGGGUUACAGAGUGAAAGCCCAAACAGCCCUUUUCAGGUUUGUUCUCCGACGGAAGUGCAGAACAGAAAGGGGACUGUAGAUUUGCUGUAUGCUGCUGUUGGUGAGGUUGCAAGAAUGAAGAAAAUGGAGGAACAGGUUGGAAUUUGGGCUCCUCCCAGGAAGACAAGUCCAGUUUAUGUAGACCCAAAAAUGUCUAAACCAAAUCUUGGCUCGUUUUACUCUAAUCAGCCACCACUCUCUUACCAGCAGUUUAAAAUGGCUCAAUUUCAGCGUUUGAAGCAACAACAGAUAAUGGAACAAAGGCAAGUAGUGUUGGGUCCAGAAAAAGAAGGAUUUUGGCAGUACCAGUUGAGGCAGAACCACCAGAAUCAGAGUAUUCAUGGGAGAGACAGAAAUGGAGCUGAUAGGCCUUCGAACAUGGCAAUAUCUGCUGCUUGGCCUGCUCUACAACAACCUCACCACCACCAACAGAAACAGCCAUCACCACCGCUACCUCAGUCUGGCUCCGGCAUGCGUGCUGUUAUCCUGGGAAAUCCUGGACCCAAAAGAGAAUGUGCUGGAACAGGGGUUUUCAUUCCCAGAAGAGUUGGAGCUCAAACUGAAACUCGUAAGAAACCAGGUUGCUCCACAGUUCUUCUGCCAGACAGAGUGGUCCAAGCUCUGAAUUUGCAGCCUCAGGUUCAACCCAGAUGCAAUAAUGGUGGGGUUUUGAAGUACCGGAAUAUUAGUAAUAACGUGGGAGAUCAACAAUGGCGAAAUUUAAGAAGUCAGGCACCAGUAGCAGCAAUGUCCCAAGAACUUCAACUGCCUCAGGAGUGGACUUACUAAGAAACUGACUCAGAAAAGAAGAAAAAACUUGUUUUUGGUAGGGGUGAAGAUUUUGGGAAGAAGAUUUGUUUGUUUAGUUGAAGAAGGAAUGGGUUUUUGGGGUUAGUAAUUAGGGUUUUUAUGAUAAACUAAUUUUAUAGUAAGGUAAGAAGAAGAAUUUAGGGGGUAGUAGCAGACAAGGCUGGCUCUAGAUUCAAGAAGAAGAAAAAAAGGGGUUUAGUAGAUUUUUAGGUUCUGUUUUGUUUUGGAUUAAGAUUAGAUUAUACUAGUAUAUGACAAAAAUAAACUUGUUUAGUCAAUCAAGAAAUGGGGGAGAAAGUUGACUGUGUCUUGUUUUGGUUGUGGAAUACUUGAUAUACAGUCUAAUUUUCUUUU